This is a messenger RNA of Amoebophrya sp. A25, 299 nucleotides long. The record is from the annotation of a GenBank genome assembly. Lineage: Eukaryota; Dinophyceae; Syndiniales; Amoebophryaceae.
AACUAAUGUGCCUACCGCAACACCUGCCCCUGUCGUGUCUUCUGCAUCAAGCCAGAGCCCCAGCCACGCUCCCCAAAACGAGCAAGUUUCUAACGCAGAGCGAGGAGCGCUGCAUGCUCUGCUUAGAGGUAUUCACCAUCUGUGCGAGUGCUUUGGGAUUCCCUACAUGGUUGCUCAAGGCACGUUACUUGGUGCGAUGCGGCACCAUUCUCUAGUGCCAUGGACCGGCGAUGCUGAGGUUGCAGUCGAUUACAGCUACAUACCCUAUCUCUUCGUUCUCUCCCUACUGCAGACAAGCC